Molecule: messenger RNA, 572 nt
Organism: Myotis brandtii (Brandt's bat)
Lineage: Eukaryota; Metazoa; Chordata; Mammalia; Chiroptera; Vespertilionidae
Product: guanylate-binding protein 1-like
Exons: 3
Coding region: 138-500 (120 amino acids)
Molecular function (GO): GTPase activity; GTP binding
Source: RefSeq, a predicted model, not a curated record
AGUACUUUAGGAAGUCAGGACAGCCACGUCACAUCGGAGUUUAAACAAAAGACCAACCAUCCAGUGAAAGGCAAAGAAGUAACAAACCACUGCAACCUACACUGAGGAGAAAAAACAGAUAAGGUGACACCCUGGACAUGGCCUCAGACAUCCACAUGCCAGGCCCGGUGUGCCUCAUUGAGAACACUAACACGCAACUAGUGGUUAAUCCAGAAGCUUUGAAGAUCCUGUCUGCCAUUACACAGCCUGUUGUGGUGGUGGCCAUUGUGGGUCUCUACCGCACAGGCAAAUCCUACCUGAUGAACAAGCUGGCUGGGCAGCAAAAAGGCUUCUCUCUAGGCUCCACCGUUCAGUCUCACACCAAAGGCAUCUGGAUGUGGUGUGUACGUCACCCUAAGAAACCAAACUACACCCUAGUUCUGCUUGACACUAAGGGGCUGGGAGAUGUAGAGAAGGUAAGUGUUGAAGAUUCAAUUUGGAGACAAUCCCCUCAUUUCUAGGUAUUGUCUACACUAUUUAAUAUUUUUUCUUUUUAAAAAUUUUAUUAUUAUUAUUUUAAUUUUUAUUCAAAU